This is a messenger RNA of Trypanosoma brucei brucei TREU927, 1332 nucleotides long. RefSeq lists its product as hypothetical. The transcript has a single exon. The coding region runs from base 1 to 1332 and encodes 443 amino acids. The record is from RefSeq and is a predicted model, not a curated record. Lineage: Eukaryota; Euglenozoa; Kinetoplastea; Trypanosomatida; Trypanosomatidae.
AUGAGUAUCUUUUACAACUUCCUCCCCGCUAAGCCAGAAACGACGUCCCCAAGUUCACUAUCGAAGCUGACGCCAGACGAAGUUCCCUCGCUUCCGCUUGUCUCGCAUUACGUGUACGCGCUCCUUUCAUUACAUGUCUACGGCAUCGCUGACGCGCCUCCGCUGCCUAAACCCUGGAACCUCCACCUGACGGCCGCGGAAUUGGGGCUAGACAAAGAUGGCUACUUCGCUGCUUCAUAUAUAAAUGAAGAACUGCGUCACUGUAUCAUCGCUCACCGUGGAACGGCUGAUGCGUUGAGCUUGCGCUCGGGGGUUUGGUAUUACUUCAACGAAAGGACUAUCUUGUUUAGCCUGGCCCAACAAUUUUCCAAGCAGGUGCGGAUCCAUUUGAGUGCUACAAAGGGGGAAGGUGAAGGGGAGUGGUUCAUUAGUUAUACCGGUCAUAGCCUCGGUGCCGUACUUGCCGCAUGUCGUGCGGUAGAAGACCGAGCGCCUGCCAUCACGUUUGAGUCACCGGGGUGCAAACUAUUCAUUGAAAAUACCCUGUACCAGCAUAAGGCUGAUGACGGGGACAUCAUAACCUACCUCCGGGAGCCAAACCCGAUCAACACGCUUCGGCCGCAUUGUGGCUACAUUGUGCAACUGCAUCCCAUUCAAGACGAUGCAGUCGCGGCGCAGGCGGGAGCGGCGGUGGCAUCCAAACCGCGUUUGGCGGCCAUAUUUAAUGCUCAGGAGGCUGUACGUGGAUUGUUUCAACGGGCAGCGGGAAUACCUGACAUUCAGCACUAUCUGGGAAAAAUUGAACCACUCAUACGGGAGAUGGUGGAACACACGCAGCAAGCGCACUCCAUGAGCUCAGUCCUCAGGCACUUUAAAGAGAAUGAAGAACCAUUAGCGUACGCGGUGCUGCGUUGGCCAGAAAACGCACUGCAGUUCAUGGAGUUUUACAACGCAAAAAAGGUUUUGGAGGUUCGUGAGAACACGCAGCAAAACCUCGUAGCUGCGUAUGAGUCGUUGAUCCGCACCAUGUACGUUGUAGUGGAGCAUCCGAAGAAUAGUCUGCCGCUAAGGUAUCUCAGCAAAGAUGCACUUAAGUUGCUCCGAUUGUGGUCGAGGGAAUCCCCCUCAAAGCUGGCACGUAUGCCAUUUACAGAGAUGGAUCACAAGGUGCUCAAUACCAUAAUCAUAGAAGACGGCUGUAUGCGCACUUCCGUUCUUACUGCGUUCCAGGCCAAACAGUAUAUUUCUCUUGUUGUUUUCAAGCCCGAGAUCCGCCAAGUACUCGACAGACUGCUUUUGGAUCCCCUCCUGGAAAAUGCGAGCAAAAUGUGA